UAUAUAUAAUUAUAUUAUAUCGAUCAUAAAAUGUAUGAUUUUUUUUGCGCAACGAACCAGAGAUAUCGUUCGACGGCCUUAUCAAAUAUUCAUGAGGCAUACGUUUUGAUAAUCUAAUCGGGAAACAGAUUAGCUACGUGCUGUAUUGCGGUUUAGCACUAUUCCGAACAAUAAGCGUAAUAUCGCGAAUUCGUGAAUAAUUAUCCUUGACACGUAGGAUCGAAUGGUUAUAAUAGAUAUGCGACAUAGAUAUAAUAAAAAAUCCCUCGAUACACCAAUUUUAUUUGAUAAUAUCUCUAUUGUUAACCAUUCAAAUAACUUCUUCAGAGAUUUAUGAAUGAAAUGAAAAUGUGAACCACUAAUAAUACCGUUAUUAUUACCUAUAUCUAUACAUUGAAUUUCCCAAUCAUGUAAAAUAUUUUUAAUGUUUUGGUGGAAUUGAAUAAAUGGAUAUUCUUUCGAUAAAUAAUGAAUAAUCCUUGAAUUCUUUCGAUAAAUAAUCAAUAUCCAUUGGACAUUGUUAAAUAGAGUUUUAAAUAAGCGUCGAAUCAUAUCGUCAAUUAUACGUAUAGUAUAUUAUACGAAAAAGCGAUAGGAGCAAUUAUACUUCCUGUUUCAUUCAGUUCCGAUUAUAAUUAUUAUCACGGAAGUAUAAAAAGAAGAAGAAGAAAAAAAAAAAUAAAUAAAAAGAAUAACUAAUCUUACGAUCAAUAAUAUUGCACAAUGAUCUCGAAAAAAUGAGAAGAAGAGAAACAGGAAAGAGGAAAGAAAAAAUAUUUCUCAUUGGAAUCAUAACAAUUUCGAAUACGAUCGUUCAAAGACGAACUUAUAAAAACUCGAGAAUCAUUCAGCACUGAUACAUAAGUAAGUAAUAUGACGAGGAUUAUUGCCAUCUCUGUUAGAACCAUUUUCUUUUGCCUGUUUACAGAUGUAGUUUGUGGAUCGCAGAAUUAUUAUUGGAAUAACGCAAGAACGAGAUUUCCAAAACAUGCUUCCUGUACCUCGUGUAAUCGAGAAUGGGCAGACACAUUGUCAUCUCCCUGGUAAGAGGAUUAAUAAUAAAAAAAAACAGGAUAAAAAGGAAGACAAAACCGUUUGCCAAAUUUAGAGAUUAAACAACGAGAGACCCAUUUGGUCUGAUACCUUGUCGUAUCUUUGAUAAGAGGUUUAAUAAUAAUAUAUAAAAAGAAAGUUUGCCGAAUGAAAAAAAAAAAUUGAAAAAACGAUAAUCUGACAUCAACGAAUAAAUGUAUCCAAGACAAAACUACGACGAAAUACCGAGAAACAGGGAAUAUCGUGAUUUCGUUGAAAGAUCCUACGACGAAUGGGCUCCUUCAAGCCCAAUGUCAACAUCUUAUUCUUUCAACAAAUACGGACACCCAUCGAGAAAUGGAGGUGACGAUUCCUCAGAUGUCUUAAUAUCCGGAACAAGAAAUCCAUACCAACAUGAAGAUUCCUUUGAAGAUCGAGAAUCACGAAGGUUCGAUCCUUAUUUGGCUUCUAAGUCUUCCACCAUUUCAUCAAACCAAGAAGGAACGUUAAACCAACAUCCUUUUAUGUUAAUAACAAACUCUGACAGUAAUAAUAGAUUACUGAGUCGAAACUAUCAGUCUCAAAAGUUCCAUGAGUUUGGUGAUCACACAAUAAGGAAUGUUGAGAACAAUCAAAAGUACAAAGUCGAUCGAUCGAAUCGAAUGAAUGAAAUUCCUUAUCGAAGGGUCGAAUCAUUAUCGCAAGAGAAUAUCGAGGAUUAUCAGCCAUCGAAAAAAUUUCUAAUCGUCUAUCGUGCCGAUCGAGAACGAAACUCAUUCGAAAACGAGGAUGAUACAUCGAUCUUCGAGAAAUCUGAUUCGGCGGAUGUACUUAAAGAAUCGAGGAUUCCUCUUGAAAGUUUAGAAGAGAUCGAUGAAUCUGUUGAUUCGAAUUCGUUUUUUAGAAACAAUCCUUCGGAAGAUAAAAUUAUCGAUUCCGUGCCAUUCGUCGAUACGUUUAAACUGUUUGAAAAAAAACAAAUCGAACAUAACAAUUAUUAUGAUUUAUUAAAGAAAUCUAAUGUCCCUAAAACUUUGGAAUUUAUCGACAGAGAACAGCUAUUUCCCGAUCAAAAAGAAAUCACCUCAUUUUGGCAGUUUCAUCAGGAUAAAUCAUCUGAAAGUUUAAUAUCCAAUGAAGAUUACAAAACGAAAGAAUCUACGAAAGGUGAUUCUUUUUUUGAUCAGCAUGACAUUACUAAUAACGAGAAAGGAAAGUUAUUUCCCAUGGAAGCACUAAAUACUUUCAAUGUGGAAUAUGAUGCUACUAAAGGAAGUUCUUUAAAGUUUGACCCCGAUAUUUUAGAUGAUAUUGAAAAUCCUCCUAUUGAACAGACAGAACCAAUUACCAUGAGCGAAUCUACGGAAAGUUCGAUGAUGACAGAGAAUUGAUGAUAAUAAUGCGACUCCUUUAUUGUCUUUUGCAUACUCGAUGCAAUGAUGUAUAUAGAUAUAUAAUAGAAAGUAUCGUACUUAUACAUUCUUUUCUAUGAAUACACCGA
This is a messenger RNA of Vespa velutina, 2533 nucleotides long. RefSeq lists its product as uncharacterized. NCBI's taxonomy places the organism in Eukaryota, Metazoa, Arthropoda, Insecta, Hymenoptera, Vespidae. The record is from RefSeq and is a predicted model, not a curated record. The transcript is spliced from 2 exons. Bases 1248 to 2423 code for a protein of 391 amino acids.